AUGUCAACAACAGCAACGGAGGAUCAGAUGGUGCCCCGGGGAGACAUGUUGCCAGGCACUAGCCAUCCGAAUCCGAAUCUCUAUCAAUGCGGUAAAUGUUCGCAAACGUACAAACGCAUCGACCAUCUUUCUCGGCAUGUGCGGACACAUACUCAAGAGAAGCCGUAUCAAUGCCAUGUGUGUGCCAAGAAAUUUGGCCGAAUUGAUCUGCUAAGUCGGCAUUCCGCUCUCCACAAUGCCGACAACGACUCUCCCUCUUCACGGAAGCGUCGGCGCGGCGCCAAUGACCGAAGUAUACCGGUUCGGACUUCGCAAGCAUGUGUUGCUUGUGCAGAAAACCAUCUGAGGGUGGCUUCUCGGACCAACGAAGGUUCCGAAUCUUCGCCACGAUUAGAGCAGAAUGCGAACUCUGUUCGUGAUACUUCUCCCAGCCGACAUGAUGAUUCGUCGCAUGUACAAAUCGAACCAGAAGACUCUCAUUGGCUGGCAGAACAGCCAGGCCAGUCGGAACAGGUGCCUGACAGCUUUCCUUCGGUAUCUGUUGAGCCCGCAUUAUCCAUCGUACCUCCUGAACAAAUGAACUCGCUAGCCCCUGAGGGGCACUAUCAUCAUGACGCCUUUUUAAACACUCUUAGCUCAAAUUACCCUAGCGGCAUCAGAACACCUCGUAAUUUGAUUGCGUUUGGCCUUGAAACCGAUCUUGAUUUGAGUAAUGUGGACUUGAGCUUUCUUGAGUCGUACAAUACCCGGAAUCCUUUUGAGUUCGGAGAACUUCCACCCGAGCCCUUACCGCUACCGAGCGUGACUACACCUGAGGUUAAUAUAACCAAAGAUGAUAGAGCAAUCACCGAUUCGACAUCCUUGGGAAAGUUGAUGUGGCGAUUUAUUCCUGCGCCUCAGGACCAUGGUCUAGCAGAGCACGAUAAUCUGCUACUGCCAGAUCAGCCCGAGUCGAACCCGACACCCCAGAGUCUUGUCGAAGUCGAGCAUAGAACGACCAACGAGAAGCUGGACUUGUCCUCGCGAGACAAGAUACUGGGUAUCUUUCUCCGCCAGAUGAAGCAGCCGAAUAUUUCUCACCCUUUAUCAUUUCCGUCAGUAGAAUUAUUGGACAGUUUUAUCCAAUACUAUUUGACUGCACCAUUUUCAAAUGUCCGGUCAUGGGUUCAUCUACCGACACUUAAUUUCAAGAGAUCUCGGCCCGAGUUGUUACUCGGAUUGGCUGCGGCCGGUGCUGUUCUUGCACCUGAUCUUGCAUUACGAAAACUUGGCUACGCCAUGCACGAAGUGAUGCGGAUCCAGCUCACAGCCGCUGUAGAGGAAGAUAACACUGCUGCCCGGAAUCUCGAGAUGCAUCAAGCAUUUUUUCUCUAUCUAGAUAUCGGACUAUGGAGCGGAAAUAGUCGGAAGAUUGAGAUCGCUGAGAGCAUCCAAAAGCUGCUGAUCACAAUGAUGCGGCGCGGAGGGUGGUACUAUCAGUCAUCUUAUCCUUUUAUUCCCCUGCCAGAUGAUCAAACAGGCCACUCGCUCGAGGAGGCAUGGAGGACUUGGGUUAGACAGGAGAGCUUCAAGCGACUUGCGAUUCAGCUUUUCCAACAUGAUGCACAGACGUCGCUGGCCAUACUGAGCCCUCCACUAAUAUCAUAUGCCGAGUUUGCCGUCCCACUUCCAGCAACAUCGGCUCUUUGGAAUGCAAGCUCGGCCUUCGAGUGGCACGACUUGUACUGCAAAGAAUUGGCUUCAAUGAACUCCAUGUCUGUGCCCACAGUGAUUCAAUGUGUCGCAAACUUGGACCUCCUUGACUUGAGUCAGAGGUUCAUCGACCUUAAGAUGUCCUGCGAAGCGGUGAUAUAUGCUUUCUGGGGCAUUGUUAGAGAGUAUCGUCAAUUCGACCAAUUACUCAAGAACAAGCCGCGCUAUUGGGACAAUGGCUUAGUCCUCACAUCUCGAUAUCAGGAGCUUACUAGAAUACUUGAUUACUAUCGAAUUGCAUACGAAAAUGAGAGCGCGCUUAGUCUGCAUGUCAUAUUGUUGAAUAUGCACGUCUCAUUGGAAGACGUCCAAUUCCUGACUACAGCUGAACCACAAACGUACCACCCAGCGCGAGCAUCCCUCCAUGAAUGGGCGAACCGCAAAGAAUCUCGGCAGGCCCUGUGGCAUGCAGGUCAGAUAAUCAAACACAUAAAAUUACUUCCAUCGCAAGACCUUCGAGAUUUCGGUGCAGUUGCACUUUAUCAUGCUGGUCUGACUCUGUGGGCAUAUGGUACUGUCAGACGAGGACCUAUUCUCCAACAACCGUCUAUGAUCUCCUCUGCACCGAACAUAGAUAUGCAACAAUCAACUGCUAUUGCUCCGCUCCCACCCUACAGCCGAGACUCGAUGGAUCUUGACCCGAUUAAAGUCUAUGUAGACGGGAUACAAGCAGAUGAUGUAAACCGGUAUAUUGCGCUUGAAAGAGGGACCCCGGUUCUACAGGGCUUUGAAGGUGAUGCUAUGCCAGUACAUAUAUAUCAUCCACAGGAAGUAUUGGAUCUAAUGAUCAGAUUGAUGGAACAAAAUUACCGGUGGAAGUUCUCGCAACAACCGCCUUUGGUGGCGAAUUUGAUACAUUUGAUUGAGAGACAACGUGAUGGUGUGCAAUGA
Molecule: messenger RNA, 2643 nt
Organism: Talaromyces amestolkiae
Lineage: Eukaryota; Fungi; Ascomycota; Eurotiomycetes; Eurotiales; Trichocomaceae
Exons: 4
Coding region: 1-2643 (880 amino acids)
Biological process (GO): DNA-templated transcription
Molecular function (GO): DNA binding; zinc ion binding
Source: RefSeq, a predicted model, not a curated record